Molecule: messenger RNA, 6787 nt
Organism: Procambarus clarkii (red swamp crayfish)
Lineage: Eukaryota; Metazoa; Arthropoda; Malacostraca; Decapoda; Cambaridae
Product: centrosomal protein of 290 kDa
Biological process (GO): ciliary transition zone assembly; non-motile cilium assembly
Cellular component (GO): centriolar satellite; ciliary transition zone
Source: RefSeq, a predicted model, not a curated record
CAUUCCAGCAGCAGCUGUGGUUGUGGGAGGGCCUGGGAGGGUGGGUCGACUCUUCUUUCUUGAUUAAGUGGUGAAGGAUGGGUGUUGACUGGGAGUACCUCCGUAGGGUUACUGGGGAUUCGGAGGACAUGGGUGAAGCUGAAUUGGAGAAGCUGUAUCAGACUCUCGUGGGGAUUACAAAGCUGGAAGAUCAAGAUAGGACUGUUAAAAAGUUGGAAAUGCUGUUUACUCACACCCAGGCGGUGAUGAUGGCUAAAUAUUCACAGGUUGAAGUGAUGGAGGAAGAGCUUCGCCAUCUUGCAGAGUCAGUUGGGCGGGGAGAUGCCAAACGUGAGAAGGAGCUCCAGAGAGAGAUUGUACGUUUACGAUCCAUUGUUGAAAAUGGAAAGGCCACAACCAGUGAUGAAGAUGUUGCAUAUGAUUGGUCAAGUGGAUGGCGUCUGAAAAAAAAAGAAAUGGAGGAAGAGCUUCAUCAGAAAAGUUGGGAGAUACUACACUUCAUGGAUAAUUUGCAAGCCUGUGAAAAUCAGCGGGCCUAUCUUCAGUCAUCUGCACUUGAGCUAGAAGAUCGCUUAACUGAAGCCACAAAGGAAAUAAACAGCAUCACUGCAGAUUACUUGGCUCUGAAGGAGUCCCACAGUCAUGCUCAAGAGAGUCUGGCAGCAGCACGAGAAGAGAUAGAAGGGUUAAGGAGUUGCAUAGAAGAAAUGACUGUUGAUAAAUCUCGUAUACAGCAGAAUUUUGAUGAACUUAGUACUGCUGUGGAUUCCAAAGUUGAUCAGUUGAAGGAAGUUGUGAGUGAGCGUGAAGAGCAACUUCAGAGACUGAGGGCCAUGUUGUUGCAAAGAUCCAAUGUACCUCCUGGUUAUACACAACACACUCAAGAUUACGUAACACAGAUCUCACGGCUAGAACAGGAAGUGAAAGAAAGGGAGGCUGAGAUUGCACGCCUUGGGGAACAGCUAACCCAAGCAUCAAGAGAAAUUGAGUCAAGUGCUUUAUUAAUUACUAAGCUAAAGAAUAUGAGAGUUUCAGCAGCGGAGGGAGAAACUGGUGUUGUGAAUCAGCUGCGUGGAGAGCUUCACGAGGCUCGGCAGCACAUGCAACGGAUGCGGACCCAGCUUUUAGCAGCAGAGGAAGAUGCACAGCUUCAUGCACAGGAUCUUUCAACAGUAAUUGGAGAAUUGCAGUCAUAUAUGGCAGGAGAAUUUUCUUUAGCCGAUGCUGUAAGAGAACUGAAAGAAGUACGGAGCCAGGUUCGGAUCAGAGACUCCCAGAUCACACAGUUGACAUCGCUUGUCAAUAGUCUGCAGAUUAAUAUUAAUGACCUCAUUGAAGAAAAUGGUGUACUCAGAGAACAGCUGAAGCUCGAGCCUCGUGAAGAUAUUGACCUGCCUGGUGUGAACAAAACAAACUGGCAGAACAGUAAACAAAUCAUAGAACGUCUGACCAAUCAGGUCAACAAGUUACAGGACGAGAAAGUCAUGCUUCGCACAAAGAUAUAUGAAUUGACACGAGAAGUAUCCAAUACUAAGGGCUCUCUUCAGUUAACAACUUUGGAGCUACCUAAAGGCUUGAUAUCAGGUGAUUGUUCAAGGUUUGAAACACAGUCCUUAAAUGAACAGCUUAACCAACUUAGUGCUGCUGUUAAUCAACUUGUUGAAGAACGUGCACAGCCUAAAGAAAACAACUUACAGUCACAGCUAGAAGAACUUAAAGAAAAGUGCUCCAGAUUGGAAGGAGAAAAGGCGUCACUGGAAAGAAUAAUUCAAAGUGAUUUUGUGAAGACUAAAAAGGCUCCUGAUAGGGACAAAAGUUCUGAGAGUAACUCCAGUGAACCCAGCAGUAAGAAAUCAAAGCAGAUGCCCCAUCAACCCACCAAAUCUUCAUUGGAAGCAAUAGAUGAGCUAAUUGCAGCUUUAGGUCAUCUUCCACCUUCAGCUGAAGAAAUUAUUGCUAAACUCAAGAGUCAAGUAAAUUUCUUGAUUCAAGAGUGCAGUAGAAGAGAAGAGGAGAUCAGUGACAGAGAGAGAACGUCUCUUAUAUACAAUAAUCAGUUUGAAAGUCUUCGGACCCAAGUAUCGGAUCUUAAUGCAGUGCUUGCUGGUGAGCAGGAGAAGUGGUUAUCAGACAAAAGGGAACUAGAAAAGAAAGCGUCUCUUCUUGAGGAUGAAGUAGCAGUUUUGAAAGCACAAACGGAAGAGUUACAAUUAACUCUUGGCACAAUUUCUUCUAGUCGCUCGGAUGUGGAUGAAAAGCUAUCAAGGAGAUCAGCUGAACUACGGUAUGAUUUAGAAAUUUCCAAACAACUUAUUAGAAACCAAAGGCGUGAUAUAAGCUCCCUUCAUGAGCAGCUGAAGGAUAGACUUGAAGCACUUCAUGAGAGCUUACUUCAGGAAAAGCGGCUCAAGCAUGAAAAGCAACAUGAACAGCAGAUUCUGAAACAUAGGAUUCAUAAACUUGAAGGAGAGUUGAGUCAGAGUGUUCCAAGAACUGCAGCAGAUCAAACAUCUGGACAUUUGGCUGCCAUCACAGCCAAAUAUCGUUCUCUUUUGCAAGCUCAGUCCCUCAUGAUGCAGGAGAAGAAGGAAGGAUUAGAGCAUGUAGCAGAGAAACAGCGCCUUCUGGAGGAACGGGAACAGUUGAGCCAAAUGUUAGAGAGCGCGCGGGAGAAAGUAUAUUCUCUCCAAGCUUCUCUAAAUUUAGUUGGGGCUAAUACUACUCACGUUCAGGUGGAAGUCUUGUCCAAACAACUAGCAUCCAUUGAACUUCGUGAGUUAAGGGAAAAGCAGAAGGCUGAACAUGCUGUCAUCAUGUAUCAAAAUAUGAAAAGGGAAUGCGAGGAGUUGCAGCAUCGGGUGCAGGAGCUACAAAACAUUGUUGAUGCAACUUCCAAGAUGAACUUGCUAUUGCAGACCACCGAGACUGAGUUACGACAACAACUUCAAGGGGCCAUUAUGCAGGAGGAGUAUGCCCAAACCACGAAGCAAAUUCAGCAGCUUACUGAUGAAAAGGUGCAGUUAUCAUCAGAUAUAAAGCGUCUACAAGCUCUAGUAGACGUGUUGAGUACCCAGAUAAAACAGAAACAAAUGGUUGAAUCUAUGACUCAAGCUGAAGUGGAUCAAUUAAGAAAAGAAAAUCAGGACCUUGCUGCAAUAAGUGAUGAGCGCACUAAAAUAGGCUUACUACAUCAAGAGAUUAUCUUUCUAAAGGUCAAGAAUUUGGAACUGAUUGCUGAAUUAGAUGAGACAAAAUCUGAGAGAGAAAAGCAAAUAAUAGAAAUGUCAAGAUUGAGUCAACAGUUACGUGAUAGAGAGCGACUUCUAGAAACUUCAGCAGAUACUAGUCGUGCAAGAGCUACAAGAUUAUAUAUCAUCAUCAGGGAUCUAAGACAGCAGUAUACAGGAGCUGUGCCCCUCUCACAACAGGAGCGACACGUAGAGCUUAUGGAAUCAUUAAGGCAAGAUAGGAAUGCAUUACAGGUGGCACUUCAGAGUGCCCAGCAUGACAAGAUGGAGUCUAAAAUUGCUCUAAGGCAACUGAAAGUAAAGCAAGAGGCUCUAGAUGACUUGAAGAUGGCACUUUCUUCUCCCAAAUCAUCUACACAUGUUACUAAUUGGGGCAGUAAGCUUGAGGAAUCCAGACUCAAGAUUGUUGAAUUAGAGGAAAAGGUUCAAUCACUUGAUGAGAAUCUAGCCUUAAGUCAAGCACGAUUAGAAAAUAAAGAGAGGAGAAUAGGAGAGUUACAGACACAGCUUAUUGGACUGGAGAAACAAUGGGUAGAUGAGCAGCUGUUGUGGGAUGAAAGAGAAGCCGAGUUAACUAAUGCCCUUGAGAAACAUGAGUUAAGGCUUAAAGGUGCAGUCUUGGACUUGGAUACUCUAAACAUUCAUGACGUUCCUGAUGACUCGCUCACUAUAUCAAAACGACUCGAGCAGACACAAGAUCUGUUGCGCAAUAAAGUGACAUUAUUGGAAAGAGCUGAAAGAGAAAUAGAAAAAUAUAGAAAUGAGGCUCAAACUAUCCAAGAGAGUUUAAGAGAAAAGGAAAUAGCAGUUCUAGCCAGAGAUAAAAUCAUUAAUGAAAUGAAAAUAAUGGGGAGCAAUUUCAAAGGUUCACCAAUUCUGUCAGAGGCAGCACAAGAUUUAACAGAUAAAGAGCAACCCAAGUUAGUGACACCUGAAGAAGAAAGUAUAAAGGUUAUGAUUGAUGGCUUAAAGGAGCGUCUACGUAUGAGUCACGAUACAGUAAAUCACUACCAAGAUCUGUUAGCUAAAGCACAUGAAGAGAAACUAAAUCUUUGUGCUCAAAAUAAGGAUGAAUUAAUCCAGUUAACUCAAGAACGUGAAGCGGCAUUUUCAAAAGUACGUGAAUUGCAGUCCCAGCUGGACUGUAUUCCAACACGUGAUCAUAGUUCAAGAGCAUUAACUGAAGCUCAAGCAGUACAAAUUCAGAAUUUAGAAGAAACUACCAAAAGAAUUGAAAUGCAGUUAGUUCAGACCAAAAGUCAGUUAGCUGCAGCUGAAAGAAAGGCAGCACAGUUAGAACAUGAUUUAGCAAUUGCUCAUCGUGAACAUGCAGAAGAAAAAGAACACUUGGAAGUCUCUAGUCAAGUGCGUGUACAACAGCAUCAACGUGAGGUAGAUAGACUUAAUGCAGAGUUGUAUAAAGCACGUUAUGAAAGAGAUGAGCUAUGUAAGGAGGCAGCCCUUCUUAAAGAAUCUGCCAGUCGUACACCAUCUGUCAUCUUGCGAACUUUGGUAGAAAAAUUGCGUGAUCAACUAAUUGAAAAGGACAAACAGGUCUCUAGACUUAACAUUGCUGUGCAAGACAUGAAGAAGAAGAUAUCUGAGAACAAAGUGACAAACGAAGAGAUGGACCAAGCCAUUAUUGAAAAGGAAGUUUCUCAAGCCACCAGCAGGCUCAGUGAAUCAUUCAGAACAGAACUUGACAAACUUACAGCUGCCAAAGAUAAACUAGAACAAAAACUGCAUGAACAAAAUAUUUCAUCAAUUGCAGCAAAAGAAAAGAAUAAUGCAGAAAUAGAAACUCUGAAUGAGGAACUAAAGAGCUUAAAAGCAGGAAAUCUGAAAAUUGAAAGGCAGAUGCUUCAACAAAAAAAUGUUAAUAAUGCUCUUAAACAGAAACUUGAAGAUUUAGAAGGAAAAUCACCUGUAGCAAUAGCCAGAGCAAUUGAGAACCUACAAGUAAAGUUAAAAAAAAUUGAUGGUACUCAGGAAAUAGAAGAGAGUGAAACUCGUAAAGCCAAGAGUCAAGAAAGACUUGUAAGGUGGGAUGAGAGAAAGAAACUCCAAGGUAUUAUUGAUAAAUUAAAAGCAAAAGUGAAGGAUCUGGAAAUGGCACAUAGUGUAAACAUGAAAAAGCUAGAGACAAGUCAAGAUCUUUUGAGCAGAGUUGAAAAAGAAAAGCUGUCAUUGCAAUUUAAGCUGAAUAGUUUAAGUAAGGUUUCCACUGAAAGAAUGUGUGGUGUAUGUCUGAAAACUCUAAAUCCAAUGGAAAGAGGAACUGGAACCCUUAAUCAAGAAAGAUCUUCACCUGCGCAUGGUACUCAGUCUCCCAGUAAGUUUACAAGGAAAAGCAGAAUUAGUCCUUCUCCAGAAAGGACUCUUGUUAAGGUAGAAGUAGGUGAUACUCAAGGAUAUGAACCAAAGAAUCAGUCAUUGCCAGGACCGCAGUGUGAAAAAGAUGACAGUGAGGUAAGGUUUAGAAUUCAACUGAAAAAAGCUUUAGAGGAGAAGCAUAGCCUUGAAAUUAGACUUAAAAGUGCUUUAGAAGAAGUUGCUGCUCUGAGAAAUUGUGUACAAGAGAAAGAGGAAGAGGAAGAAAGACUAGUUGCUGCAAAGAGAAGUCCAGUGGCCCGACGUUUAGGUGGAGCAGCAGUGGUACUUGAGUAUGAAUCUCGGAUAAGAACUCUAGAAGAAGAUUUGCGACAGAAAACGCGUCUUCUUGGUCAUGUAAAGCAAGUGGUCUGUGAAGCAGCUGCUAGAGAAGAAACCUUAUUAGAAGAAAAAGGAACACUUCUUCAGAAAGUUGCUCUUUUAGAAAGUGUUACAGAGGAUACUCCUGCUGCACGUCUUGUUCAUGAAUUAAGGCAGGCUAAGCUCACAGUCACAAGACUCCAAAGACUACUUGAUCAAAUUCAAGGUAACUCUUAAUACUUUUAUUCAGUAAAUUUUUCUCUAGAUUAGAUGGCGAGUUAGACUGGAAAGGAUUGGUUUUAUUAAAUACAAAAUAAUUUUAAAUAUUUCUGAAUUACAGUACAGUAGACUGUAUGUUUGAAAAAGUUUUAAUUUAUUGCACAAAUCUCAGAAUGUUGUACAAGGAGACUGGUAAUGAGUGAAUGGGAGUAUUAAAGGUAAACUUGUGAAAGUGCUGACUGGUGAAUGUAAGUGGAAUUGCAAGUACACCUCUAGCUGUGCUCAAGAAUGAACUUGACAAAUAUCUGUACAUGAUUUACUGCAUCAGACUGCUAGUUGUGAGGACCAAUAGCCUAAUUCGCUUGGCUAAACCAUGACUGGUUAGGUACCUGGCCUGUGGGAACACGGAUCCCUUGAACUAUUACCAGGUAGGCUUAAUGUGAGUAAUUGGAGAAUGGCAAAUUUUAGCAAAUUGCUCCCUUUUAGCAGAAAGGGAGAUUUUAUUUUCCUGAAUUUACCUGAGGGCCACUAUACUCUAGUGGCCUUGAUGAGGACAAGAAGCUGGCAGCUUGUCAAAGGUCUCCCCCAUUUGUCCUGAUGAUUUUUUCAAGCUGGAGUUUUGGCAUUUA